Messenger RNA from Papaver somniferum (opium poppy), 2465 nucleotides. RefSeq names its product ACT domain-containing protein ACR2-like. The transcript has 7 exons. Bases 982 to 2256 code for a protein of 424 amino acids. Lineage: Eukaryota; Viridiplantae; Streptophyta; Magnoliopsida; Ranunculales; Papaveraceae. The record is from RefSeq and is a predicted model, not a curated record.
CUUCUUUUCUUAGUUUUAGUGAUGAGAGAUAUAUAGAGAUAGAGGUGGAGUUUUUCUAGCGCGUUUCAUCAAAAAUCUUACUCCCAUGCCCAUGCUAGAAUGCUUCUGCCGCGCUUAUGAAAUCAUCCCUGUUUCUCAUUCUGUAUUGUGUUUAUCUAUAAUCAUCUCUGUUCUCUGUAUCAUCCGAAGUACAUAAGCAAAGCAAUAAAACCCAACUGAUUAAUCAAUAAUCAUAUUUGUCCUCCAGUCCUGCGCAUUAAUUUCCUUGGUUGCUUAUUCAGCAGGUGUGAUGAUGGUUUGUUGGCCAUACUUCGAUCCAGAAUUCGAGAACCUCACCGAAAAGAUAUAUGGUCCAAGCGUCUUCCUCUCGUCAGAUCUGAAAACAACUGAAUCAAUUCAACGAUUUUCUGGGAAAUAUGUGUUGUUCUUCCUCUCGUCUUCAAUACAGCGAAUCAAAAAUCAACGCACUUGUUUGUUGUUCUUCAAUGCAACGAUUUUGUGAAGAAACAAUUCGAAUUCGGAAGAUUUAAUAUCAUGAAGAGAAAAUCUAGUGAAAGGAAGAUGCAGAUACAAUUUUGCCGAGAGAUCUUUUGCCGAGAGAGAGAAAGUGAAACAGGAAAUGAAUCUGAAAAUGAAACUCAUAGCCUAUUUUAUUAGGUAUAUAUAGUCAAGGGUAUUUUUGGUAUUACUAAUUUCUUCCAAACCCUAAACUUUAUUACCAAGCCCUGAAAUCUAAAGUUCUGGGCCUAGAAAUAUCAAAAAGUUUAAUUAUGAAGUUUAUAGUAAUGAAUCCAUUUGGUGGGGCUUGAAAAUAUAGAACCCAUUUAGUUGGGUGAUUCUAGUAUUUUUCACUAAUCAAAAUUGCAUUACAGUUACAAAGUUUGUAUUGACAAUGAGAGCUGUAAAGAAUGUACAGUUGUGAAAGUAGACACAUUGAAUAAACAAGGUCUACUUCUUCGGGUAAUUCAAGCAUUAACAGAUAUGAACCUCACAAUAUCUAAGAGCUACAUUUCAUCUGAUGCGGAAUGGUUCAUGGAUGUCUUUCAUGUCAAAGAUGAUAAAGGACACAAACUUACUGACCAUAGUGUUGUCAAUUACGUUCAACAGAAUAUGCAAGCCAUUGGUACAACUAAAGAGUUACUUCGAGACCCAAACAAGAGUGAGGUUGACACCUCGGUAGGAGCAGUUAUCAGGUCAGACACAUUGACAGACCAUACAGCGAUUGAAUUGACAGGAGCUGAUCGACCGGGUCUUCUAUCUGAGAUAUCAGCAGUCCUAGCUGACUUAAGGUGCAAUGUUGUAGAAGCCCAUGCUUGGAGCCAUAAUGAGUAUCUUGCUUGUGUGGCUUACAUCUCUGAUCAAUCCAACUCCAGCCGUAAUGAAGACCCCAACCGGCUUGCAGUCAUCAAAGAUCAUCUAUCGACUGUCAUCCAUGCAACGACUCCCAUUGAUGACACUGAAGCUUAUAAUGAUCAAAGAGUUGAAACUGCAGAUCUGCCUGGUGGAGGAAGAGAUAGAAUGACAACAAAUGUUGAGCACCCAUUGCACCAACUAAUGCUUGGUAGUCGUGACUUUGAAGGACGAGUUGGAUCAGUAAGCAACAACUCUUCAUCACCUUCUGUGUCGAUAAAUGUAGUUGGUGAUGGAAAAAAGAUAGUUGUGUCAAUAGAGGGUUGUAAAGAAAAGGGGUAUUUAGUAGUUCGCGUAGAAUGUAAAGAUCGACGAAGGCUUAUGUUUGAUACAGUUUGCACACUCACAGAUAUGCAGUAUGUUGUUUUUCAUGCUUCAAUAAGUAGUCAUGGAAAUUCUGCAAUUCAGGAGUAUUAUAUCCGGCACAUAGAUGGCCACACGUUAAUAUCAGAAACAGAAAAACGAAGAGUUGUGAAAUGCUUAGAAGCCGCCAUCGAACGUAGAGUCUGCGAGGGUAUCAGACUAGAGUUAUGUGCUAACAAUAGGGUAGGUUUGCUUUCGGACAUAACACAGAUUUUCCGUGAAAAUGGCCUUGUCAUUGUUAGAGCAGAUGUGGCGACAGAGGGUGGGAAAGCCAUGAAUGCAUUUUACGUUCGUGAUGUCUCUGGAAGUGAAGUAGACAUGGAAAUUGUGGAGUCAAUGAGGAAAGAGAUAGAGCCUCUUGCACUUGAAGUAAGGAAUGAUUCACCUUCCUCUACUUCUCUGGAUCGGCCCCGAUUAUCUUUAGGUGGUCUCCUGAAAUCACACAUUGGACGUUUAUCUCAGAAUUUCUCUUCGAUUAAGUGAAAGAAACGUAGCAUGGCGUUAACUGUUCAUAUCUGAAAAAUUUAUGUAGAUAAAUUUUUUUCGUUAUUAGUAUUAUUGCUUCAAAUUUUUAGUUGUAAAUAGUGGAAAGUAACUUGUCUGAAUGAAUUACCAACCAUGAUGUUAAUAAGCGAUGUAAAUACUUGAUUAAUUAGUCUAAUAAGAGGACUGGAUUGUCUUCCUUUUCUGUA